Messenger RNA from Cryptotermes secundus, 3067 nucleotides. It is a transcript of the gene loqs, whose product is annotated as RISC-loading complex subunit tarbp2. NCBI's taxonomy places the organism in Eukaryota, Metazoa, Arthropoda, Insecta, Blattodea, Kalotermitidae. The record is from RefSeq and is a predicted model, not a curated record. Bases 150 to 1130 code for a protein of 326 amino acids. The transcript has 8 exons.
CGGAAGCUCGGAAGCACUGGGAAGGCUCGGAAGGAAGGUAGAUUUGUUUUCCGGAGGACUUGUUUAAAGUUUUGGUAUUUGUUGUGCUGCUGCUGUAACGUUUGAAAAUUAAAAUCUGAAAUUGUCGGAAGGGCCAUCCAACGCAAUUCAUGAAAAUGGCUGUUGCGGUUGGCAAGACCCCAGUUUCUGUACUUCAGGAACUGUUGAGUAGACGCGGGACGACACCAAAAUAUGAACUUGUUCAGAUUGAGGGUGCUAUUCAUGAGCCAACAUUUCGGUAUCGUGUUACAGUUGCUGAUGUGGUUGCUAUGGGAACGGGAAGGUCGAAGAAGGAAGCAAAGCACGCUGCUGCGAAAGCUGUCCUGGAUAAGCUGAUUGGUAGUUCACAGGAAGAUGGCUCAGUUGGUACCAACAGCACAGUACCUGAAGUGAAAGCAGAGAUAAUAUCACCCUACGAUGACAAGAUUCCAGGUAAUCCUAUUGGUACACUACAGGAGAUGUGCAUGUCUCGACGGUGGCCUCCGCCAGGCUACGAGAUGGUGAAUGAGGAAGGGCUACCCCAUGAACGUCUUUUCACCAUUGCCUGUGUGGUCUUCAAGCAUCGAGAAACUGGCACAGGAAAGUCUAAAAAGUUGGCAAAACGUCAGGCUGCCCACAAGAUGUGGGAGAAGCUUCAGGACAGCCCUGUGAUGGCAUCAAGUGUCACCCCUGGUUUGGAUGAAGAUGAUGAGAUUGCUCACAGUGUUGCAAAUGUUGCUGCCCGCUAUGCUGACCUGAAAGAUAGCAAAAUCUCAACUCUGACCACACCCCAUAGUCACAAGGUGUCUCAGUUCCAUAAGAAUUUGAAGCUGUCAUCAGGCAUUAAGUUGAAUGAACUGCAGAGCACUUCUCUUAACAACAGCAGCUUUAACUUUGUUCAGUUUCUGCAGGAGAUUGCAUCUGAGCAACAAUUUGAGGUUACAUAUGUGGAUAUAGAAGAGAAAUCUAUCACAGGAAAGUGGCAGUGUUUGGUGCAGCUGUCCACGCUACCUGUCGCGGUGUGCUAUGGCAGUGGUAACUCUUCAAAGGAAGCUCAAGCAAGCGCAGCGCAGAAUGCGCUCGAGUAUCUGAAAAUUAUGACCAAGAAGUGAACAUGCAUACUGAGCAGGUGGCGGCAGCAUGACAGCUUUCACCCGGGAGGAGGGAGUAUGUUACAGUUAAUUUGAACUUUGGACUUACUUUAUCCAAAGCAAGACACUUCCAGGGUGUUCUGUUUUAAGGCCAAGCGUUCAAAUUAAGGACAGAUUUGGCAGUUUAUCUGGUGGUAUCCAUCUGCUACUUGAAUAGAGGUAUAAUAUUUAUUUAUGUGUGAUGUGUCUUGUAGAAAAAUUAAUUUCCAGCUAAAAGUAUGUUCUUGGUAUAUGUCUGUAUUAACAGAUGUCUUAUAUUCAAGUAAGGGAGCCCACCUGCCUGCAAGAGUGGAACUAAUCCCGUGGCUGAAUGAAUGCUCAUGUUGCAACGGCCUGUAUGGAACAUAAUAACAUAAGCUUGCAUGCCACUUAAUGGUCUCUGCAGGCUAGUCAUAUGCAGGGCUGGGCCAUCCUGUUCGGCAGACGCAUUCCCACUUUCAGUUCUUAAACGGGGGAGGGGGGAUAUUGAUACCACAUUUAUAACGUAACUUUUAUGAAACAGUGACCCUCCCACUAUAUUUGUGGAUGUGAGAUUUUGGAGCUAAGGGAAUAUUAUAAAAGCAAAUGGAAUUUUUGAGAUCAGUGGCUGGAAUGACACUAUAGGAUAAGAUAAAGAAUUGUUGACGUUAGAACCUAACUAGAAGUUAAAAUUACGAACAAAGUGACAAGGAGAGAGAGAGAGAGAGAGCGAGCAAUGUCACACACACACACACACGUAGGAUGUACGGUGGACAGUAGAACUACAGGGUUAGUAACAAUACUAAACCAUGGAAGAAGGGAAUUGGGAAAACCAAGGAAAAGUUUGAGAAUCAUUUGGAGAUGGAACAGGUUCUUUAGCCUGAUACAUUGAAACUUGUCUAUGUUGGCCAUGUAUGCUUCCACUCAGAUGUAGCCAUCUUACAGCUUAAUAAAUUUUAGAAUUUAGCAUUUUUGUUUUUGUAGGGACUACAUCCUUCUGCAUCAGAAAUUGGAAUGUUCACUAUGCAGCAUCUCUGGAAACGUCAGGAGGAGGAUAUUAACAGUUUCAUUCUUUGUUUUAUGUAGCUUUUAUAUUUCAUUUUGCUGCUUCAGCUCUCCAUUACAGCUUUCAGAAUCAUGUUUAUGUUUGUAUUAAUGGUUCCAGCUGCUGAUUUUGCCACAAAGCUUUGGGCAUUUGCUGGUAAACAGUUUUGGCUCUCAGCUCCAAAACCAUUUUUUUUGUGCUCAUGUUUAACCCAUUUAUUUUGUUUCAUUUUGAGCUCAGAGUUUGUUUUUGUGAACAUUUUUAAUUUUGUAGUACAUAACAGCAUAGUGCAUGGAUUCUUGGAGAAAGAAUGUCAUUAUAUGAAGACAUGAGUAGACAUGUGUCUGGACUGUGCUUGGGAAGUACAAACAUCACUUAAUUUAUAGUGACGUCUGGCUAAGAGCAGUUGAUCAAAUAUAUUAUGAAAAGACAGGUCUAAAGGAAAUCCUAUAUACUUGCCAGUUCAGUAACAGUUCAGCAGAUUAAGACACGUGGUAACAGCUGGAUUCACAGUGUUUUGUCACAAAGAUUGUGACUCAGAAAUUCUUAUUGUAUCUUACUGCUGCCACCAGGUUAUUGUUCCGCAUGCCUUAUGACCAAUUUAUUACUACGAAUGCGGGGGUUAGGCAUCCAAAUUUCUUGUUCUUAUCCCAACGCUGUCACCAAUUUUGUUGUGGCACACGUUUGUGACACCCAAAUUCUUAUUAUGUCCCAUGCGGCCACCAUCAAAAUUUAGAAUAUCCCACCUGUUUGGCACUAUUUAAACAUCUGUGGAUAGCUCCUACUCCGGCAAUGACGUAACUAUUACAAAUACCCCAAUAAGCACUCCGCAUGUGAAAACAAGAACAAACAUAAUAAAAUCAACAAGUACAUAUAUACAAGCAUAAAAUUUACA